This is a messenger RNA of Myotis lucifugus (little brown bat), 1363 nucleotides long. It is a transcript of the gene CFAP119, whose product is annotated as coiled-coil domain containing 189. Bases 323 to 1318 code for a protein of 331 amino acids. The record is from RefSeq and is a predicted model, not a curated record. NCBI's taxonomy places the organism in Eukaryota, Metazoa, Chordata, Mammalia, Chiroptera, Vespertilionidae. The transcript has 9 exons.
CACGUCCCACGCCCAGCCUAACGACCUCGCCAGCCUCUUAUUAGCAACUUUGGAGAAACGUGGGGCACUUUGCAAUUUAUUACGCACGCGCAUUCUCUUCUAAUUGGUGAGUACAUUACUCUUCCUUUUCCUCCCAGCGCCGCCUUAGCAACGGUCCGGGUGGAGACGCCCCCCGCGGAUUGGCUGCAGCCGACCUCUCGGCUGCGUAGAUUGGCUGAAGCGUGGUAGAGGGUCAGACACAGGAAGUGCCUGAGGAGAACCGGUGGUCCCCGAACAGAGGCAGGUAGAGCCUGCGGUGACCGUGACACGGAGGAGCGGCGACAUGACCCAUCGGAAGUCCAGCCAACUCCAGAGCCCGAGAAUGCAGCCGGACCUUGAACAACCCUCCGAACUGCGGCGGGAAAUCAAGAGGGACCUCAGCUCAGCGGAUGAACUAGCCUCGCGUAGGGGAACAGGUGUGCGGUCCGAGUUCGGCACCGUGGCCGCGGUGGAAGAGGAAGAAGAUCCUGCAGCCAACUUGUUCCCGCCUCCUCUGCCCCAGCCCCGGAUCUGCAUGUGGAAGUACCUGGACAUCCAUUCCAUGCACAGGCUGGAGAAGACGGCCAACACUGAGGAGAUGAGGGAGGUGCUGGCCAACCUGUUGGGGCUAGGAUGGCCUGAGCAGAGCCUUCAGGAUGCCAUCACCCUGGAUCUCUUCUCCCAUGCACUCAUCUUCUGCCGCCAGCAGGGCUUCUCGAUGGAGCAGACAUCAACGGCUUGUGCCCUGCUCCAAGAUCUUCACAAGGCCUGUGUUGCAACCCCCCUGGGCAAUGUGGAGGAAUGUUACCGCUACUUCACCAGUGUUCUUUUUUGCCAUGGAGUCAGGCGGCCCCCUUUCAGUAUCAACCUUUUUAAGGAGGAACAGCUGCUGGCCCUGGCUGAUUAUGUGGUCAACACCUACUUUCGCCACUUCAAGCUCUACAAAUACGUCUUUACUCCCCAGGUGCGGCUAGAUCUGUCUUUGACUUAUUUAGGGCUGCAGCCACCCAAGCUCUGGUCAGAGGAUGAGAGAGAGAAAGAAGGUGGUGAGGAGGUGGAGGACCAGGCAGCCACCCUACAGGAGGAACCAGAAACGGUGGCUGAGCCACAGCAAGAGCCAAGCCAGGUCUCCCUCCUCCGAGCCUACAUCAAGACCCAGCUGACCAAGGAGCUGGAGCUGCUGCAGCAGCUGGUGGAUGAGCGGCUCAAGGCCAGCGAGGAAAGGCUCAACAGCAAGCUGACCUCACUAGAGCGGCCCUUCCAACUACCUCCAGGCAAAAGCAAGAAUAAGACCAAGUGACUCCCCGUGUUUUCCCCAAUAAAGGCCUCGGCCAGAGUGGCCCCA